Molecule: messenger RNA, 1379 nt
Organism: Branchiostoma belcheri (Belcher's lancelet)
Lineage: Eukaryota; Metazoa; Chordata; Leptocardii; Amphioxiformes; Branchiostomatidae
Product: sesquipedalian-1-like
Exons: 1
Coding region: 322-1044 (240 amino acids)
Biological process (GO): endosome organization; receptor recycling; retrograde transport, endosome to Golgi
Cellular component (GO): early endosome; recycling endosome; trans-Golgi network
Source: RefSeq, a predicted model, not a curated record
AACGGGCAAUCCUCCAUGCAGACGACAUAUUCCACUUGAAGGUUUCGAAAUUUGAACCAUAAAAAGUUUCCGUGUUCGCCACAGACUUUGACAAAGUUUCUGUUGUGUCGACCUUUCAACUUUGUUCACACAACUCGUUCCCGACAUUCCUUUGGGCUGUCGUGAGUCAAAAAAGUUGUACACGCCUCGUUUUCUGACACUUUCUUCACUUUCCGUCGCCUUCCUGGCUCGUUUUUGUGUCAUUUUAAGGGUGGAAAUGAAGGCAUGAGGACUCAGAGGCUUCACUGACUCGCUUAAAGUGUAUUUUGAAGCGGUAUCACCAUGAAACUCAACGAGAAGAACGUCACCGCGUACGCGACAUGCGCCUCCCCCAUCGACAAAGAUGGCUACCUCCACAAGAAGGGGGAGGUCAACCGAGGCUUCCAGCGUCGCUACUUUCUUCUCAAGGGCAACCUACUCUUCUAUUUCGACAAGAAAGGAGACAAGGAGCCCAUAGGAGUCAUCGUUCUCGAAGGAUGCACGGUCGAGCUCUCGAGCGACGCGGUAGAAUCCGAUUCCCCCAAUGUGUUCGAGAUUGUCUUUCAAGGUCCAGGGACAAGGACUUACGUCCUAAUGGCAGACGACCAUGACGACAUGGAAGCGUGGAUGAAGGCAUUGCAGUGCGCUAACUAUGAUUACAAAAGGCUGCAGGUACAGGAGCUACAGAGGCAACUGAAAGAACUAGAAGACAGGGAGGCAAGGGGAGAAGAGGGGAAUGUUAUGAAUGGUGCAGUAGGGGGGUGGGCACCGCAGCCUAGGGUAAACCCUUUCGAUAAGGACAGGUUUGAUCCAAAACGUGUCGCGCCAAAGACGGGAGUCAACUCACGACCCCGCGGACCCAACCACGACCCCCUCCCCCUCCACCAGUCAGGGGGCCACCCCCUCCCCCGCCUAUCAAACCAGCCCCGGCUCCAACAACCAAUCAGCAAUCAGGGUCAAGUACGUUCUUUACCGCACUCGACACGUCUUCAUUUCAACAGAACGGAAAUGGGAGCGGUUCAGUGAGUACUGCCAAAGCGGCCAGUACUUGGUACAACGCUGCAGUCGAGAGCUCGAACUCGCGACCAAGUUCAACAGGUUCGUCCGCGUGGUACGCGGCCGUACCCCAGAACGUAUCCCUUACCCAGAGUGCACCAGCCAGAGCGAGCCCAGGAGUGUCGAGACACAACGUUCGCUCCGCGGGCACUGCGGGGUCUUCCCAGUUCUACGACACGUCCGGCGCCACGAAAGUCCGAUCGUUCGCUCAGAUGCACAAGGACUUUGGGGCACCCGUGCAAGCGGCCAUUGCAAGCUGGAGAAAGGCACACGAGACUUCGUUGAUAUAACAGAACAUUGUGUUA